This is a messenger RNA of Drosophila bipectinata, 366 nucleotides long. It is a transcript of the gene Eig71Ef, whose product is annotated as Ecdysone-induced gene 71Ef. The record is from RefSeq and is a predicted model, not a curated record. Lineage: Eukaryota; Metazoa; Arthropoda; Insecta; Diptera; Drosophilidae.
GCUAAACUAUAAAAUGCAGUUGGCAAGUAUUCUUUCCGUUGUCCUGAUCCUCUGCUGCGUCAUCACGAGUGGUCAGCAACCGGACUGCCGGAAAUUGAGGGAGACCUGCGAAAAGUGCGUCCGACGACUUAAUAAUCCCAUCAAUAAUGUAGACUUUAUGAACGAUGGUUGCCGGGAGAAAUUGCGACGCACCUACGAAUGGAAGAACCAAACUCGCUGCGAUCUUCAAGUUAUAGCUUGUGGGGCUCAUGAUAAGAAACUGGAUUGUGAUGUCAUUGCACAAAUAGUUGGAAUGCGACGACGUUAGAAUAAAUCGGAGCUUAUGAUUACUUAACCCCACCCCAUCGAAAAAAUGUUAAAGUAGUU